AUGGCUCCUGACGGCGACGAGGACUGCAUGUCGGGCGAUGCAACGGAGAGAGCGCGCCUUUCCAAGCGACGCGUCCUUAUAACAAAGUCUUGGAUCUCCUCGACCGAGGCGUUUGCCCUACUACUCGCUGUGGCAAUUGCUGCACUUGCGUUUGUCGGGAAUCGCUCUGCUGCACGCAAGAAUCUUCCACCGGGUCCUAAGGGAGUACCCUUCUUCGGGAACCUAUUCCAAGUCCCUGUCUUAAGACCGUACCCGAAGUUCCGCGAAUGGGCUAGACAAUACGGCCAAAUCUUCCACUUGAAGCUCGGGCCUCAGGAUGUCAUUGUUCUCAACAGUGCGGAUGCCGCUGAUGAGCUGUUCGUCAAACGCAGCAACUAUUACUCUAGCCGGGCGGCGCCUCACGUCGCUCACGAUAUCAUGAGCGCGGGUCAGAGACUGGUAUUUCUCCCUUACGAUAAGGAAUGGAAGGUUGCACGGAAGAGCCUGCAGUCCGCUAUUGGCCCCGGUCCAUCGAAGAAACUCCGCCCGCAACAAGAACUUGAAUCUCGAGUCGUCCUUUACGACCUGCUGACGCACGGCGACAGGAGCGUUGCCGAAAAGCAGGUGGAAGGGCCACACGGCGAGGUCCCUGAGUCGCACUGGUUUGCCAUUAUCCGGAGAUAUACGACGAGUAUAGUCAUGACUGUCAUGUACGGCAAGCGUGUUCACAGGAUUACGAACAACCCAUAUCUCCACAAGAUCUAUGAUGUCCUGGCCAACUUCACUCAUGUCGGUCAACCCGGUAACUAUUUGGCUGAUGCUUUCCCCAUUCUCCGGAGGCUUCCCGAUGUCCUGGCACCCUGGCGGAUCGAAGGCCGGAAGAUGCACGAAUGGGAAAUGGAACUGUGGGGAGGUCUCCUCGACGACAUCAAGCACGACAUGAAGGACGGCAUCUUCCGUGACAGCUACGUAGGUAACUACUUGAAGGAGCGUGCUGACAAGGGUAAGGAGGAGGCGCCUGGCUGCGGUUUGACUGAGGAUGGCUGGCUCCGGGACAAGCUGCUGGCGUACACCGCGGCGACGGUGCUCGAGGCCGGCUCUGACACCACCGCUAGCACAAUGCAGAGUUUCAUCUUGUUCAUGCUCAGCCACCCACAUGUCUUAAAGAAAGUGCGGGAUGAGAUUGACAGAGUCGUUGGAGAGGACCGCAUGCCUAAUUUCGAUGACGAGGCCAACUUGCCUUACUUCGUCGCCUGCAUUAAGGAGACGCUGAGGAGGCGUCCGCCGACUAUCAUGGGUAUCCCUCACUUGGCCGACCAGGACGACGUAUACGACGGUUACUACAUUCCCAAGGGCUCCACCGUGAUUGGCAAUGUAUGGGCCAUCCACAUGGACCCGGUUCGCUACCCCAACCCCCGCGCCUACAACCCCGACCGGUUCUACAAGGAGGGCCAGCCCACGCCCUGGAGCAGUGGUCCUGAUACACAAGGCCGUGACCAUUACGUCUUCGGCUGGGGACGCCGAUUCUGCCAAGGAUCCUACAUCGCUGAGGCCUCACUUUUCAUUGUGCUUUCCCGCAUCCUGUGGGGUAUCGACUUCGAGGCGCCCAUUGACCCCAAGACUGGCAACUCCGUCGUCCCCGACAUCAAUGACGAGGAGGAGACGUUCACGGAUGGUUUCGUCAGUAUCCCAAAGAUCUUCCCAGUGAAGUUCAAAGCGCGGUCGCCGAAGAAGGCUGAGAUCAUCCGGAAAUCGUUCGAGGAGGCUCAGGCCGAAUGGCAAGUGUGGGGAUUGGCUACCGAUGAGCGGUGA
Molecule: messenger RNA, 1791 nt
Organism: Gloeophyllum trabeum ATCC 11539
Lineage: Eukaryota; Fungi; Basidiomycota; Agaricomycetes; Gloeophyllales; Gloeophyllaceae
Product: cytochrome P450
Exons: 10
Coding region: 1-1791 (596 amino acids)
Molecular function (GO): iron ion binding; heme binding; oxidoreductase activity, acting on paired donors, with incorporation or reduction of molecular oxygen
Source: RefSeq, a predicted model, not a curated record